This is a messenger RNA of Antechinus flavipes (yellow-footed antechinus), 639 nucleotides long. Its product is annotated as solute carrier family 22 member 6-like. The coding region runs from base 48 to 407 and encodes 119 amino acids. The transcript is spliced from 3 exons. The record is from RefSeq and is a predicted model, not a curated record. NCBI's taxonomy places the organism in Eukaryota, Metazoa, Chordata, Mammalia, Dasyuromorphia, Dasyuridae.
UCCUUGGGUUGAUUGUCAAUGUGAUUGCCAAAGGAAACCUGGGAGGUAUGGUUUCAUGUAUUUACCUCUAUACAAUGGAACUCUAUCCAACUGAAAUCAGGCAGAUGGGAAUAAGUGUUGGUAAUUUUGCUAUACGCUUUGGCUCACUGCUGUCUCCACUUGUCCUUAUCGUAACCCACCGUAGCCCUGUCUUGUUGCUUCUGUUAUGUGCAACAGUGCAGUUCCUAUCUGCUCUGGCUAUUUCCUUUUUAAUUGAGACCCAUGGGCUCCCACUGCUGGACACUAUCCAUGAGACGGAAACCAGGAUAAAGAGGCUUCAGUCUCCCAAAGGAAAUGCCAGUCAAGAUGUACAAGAGAGACCAGGCUUGUUUACCCCUGAAAUUCCAGAAGCUGAGAGCCCCGUGUGAUGGUGUUUUAAAGCCCCUUGUCUAUUCUUCUGGAGGACUGUAAUUUUGUGGCCCAGUUUCGUUGUAUUUGCAUAUUGGAAAUAAAUUCUGUCUUUCCUGGAUUGAGAGUGGAUCCUCUGACUGCUGAGUGCCCGGAACAAGGUGAUUUGAUAGAAAUUCCCUGCCAUUCAAUAUGAAUAAUAAAGUCUUAAAUAUUCAAUAACCUACUUCAAAAUAACACUAACAAACAAAU